Molecule: messenger RNA, 3906 nt
Organism: Diorhabda carinulata
Lineage: Eukaryota; Metazoa; Arthropoda; Insecta; Coleoptera; Chrysomelidae
Exons: 1
Coding region: 2772-3662 (296 amino acids)
Source: RefSeq, a predicted model, not a curated record
CUGGGAGCUGUAAGACCUUGAAGUUGGUGGAGUGGCUCAGUAACUUCCUCUCUUCUCGUGCCGUCUUGACGGACGGGUCGAGAGGAGUGAAGCUAAGAAACAGCUCAAUAGGGGAGGUACGCUGAUGAAAUGACAACUUGUUGACCUCCCGGCGUACGACACUCCCAAGGAUUUAGGAGGGUGGUUUAGUGGGUGAGAGCCCCACACAAACUCAUAGCAUUGCAUCCGCCCGCUGUGAGGACGGUGUUAGUUUCAACCCCACCUCUGGGCCAAAAAAAAAGUUGUAUGAAAUAGUAGUAAUAACGAAGAAAUGUAUUAUCACAGUAGAUUCUGCUCGAUAUAUAAACUUGACGAGAGAGAUGUAUUGUGAAAAUUGGAUUAGAAAAAGUUUUUAUGAUAGUAGGAAUCCUCCGAGAUAUAACGUAGUUAAAUAAAAAAGUGUAAGUUUAUAGGCUAGGUUCAGCGUUUGUCCACAAGAGGGCGCUUUUAAUUCAACGUUCGUCCGUUAGAGGACGUAUAUAGUUUAACUUGCGGCCGCUAGGUAGAAUUUGAUUUCUAGUCGACGUUUUCAAAGUAGAAGCAUUUUUGAUGUAGAUCUAAUGGCAAUUGAAUUGAGAAAAACUGAAGUAAUAUUUAUUAGUAGAAGUAAUAUAUCAAUAAAAAAAUUCCUGGUUUAAUGAAACGGAAAAAUCAUAAGUCAUUUUGUAGGAUUAAGAUCCAAAAUGUAUGCAUAUAAAUUAUAUAUUAAUUCUUCGAAUGAGGAACAGAGUAAUUAAAAAAUCAAAAGGAGUUAAAGUUGCAACCGUAAAGAACAAAAUAACCUUUGAUGAUUAUGUGAAAUGUUUAAAGGAAAAAACCGAUAAAAUUAUAACUCAACAGUCUAUUCGUUCUUAUGCUCACAAUAUUUAUUCCAUAGAACAAAAGGAAGUUGGUUUAAGUUAUAAUGAUGAUAAACGUCAAUUACUUUCUUCAUCAUUUGAUACAUUGCCGUGGAGUCAUUAUAGAAAUUAGUUUGUUUCAGAUAAUGGUUUUUGUUCCUUCACUUCAAGAUAUUUCCAUUAAAGAAAUUUGUAAAAAUGUUAAUAGUAUUUUAGAAUUUACAAAUCAAAAUUUAUUACCUCAUAAGCUUACUUAUAAGGUUAUGUUAACAUAUAGCGAACACAGAUGGAACUUUUUAUUUAACAAUUCCAGAGUCACUAACAAUCAUACUUAUUGAUUGGAAAACAUUAAAGACUCGCAAUAUAUACCAAAUAAUUUGCGUAAUUGUGUAAUUGAUGAAUCAAAUUGGGAUAAUUUGUAUAAAUUAAAAAGAUAUUGUGUUUGGUUCCAUUACUAUUAUGUGAAAAAUUUAAAUUUAGUGCUAUGUCAACGUUGUGUUCGACAACUCGAAUACAUUUUAGACAAAAAUAAUAUGAAUUUCAAAUUACAUGUUAUAAGAGAUCAUUAUCAUCGCGUUCAUGCUACCGAAGAUUUUGAUACAUUAUAUGGUUCGAAAUUUUCGUGGUAUCAAAAUGAAUUCAAUCGAGUGUUGUUUUAUGAUAUGAUAUUUAUGAUAGUUUUUAAUUUUUUUUUAUUCGAUAAAUUAAAUUUGUAUAAAAUUUAUUUUUUUUUUAUUCUGUAAUACUGCAAAUUGACUAAACCUAUAAAUAAUGUAUACUUCAAACUUACUAUUUAUAUAUAUAUUUAUAUAUAUAUUUUUUUUAAAGAUAAUGUAAAUAAAACGACUGCUCAAUACUUGAUUGUUUUAUUUCUCAAAAUUAUACACUUUCAAAUCUAAAGAAAAAAAAAUUAUUCAUAAAUAGAUAGUACACGAGUAAGAAGUGCUUUUAGCUGUUCUUUCAGACUGGUGUUGGGGUAUGGUAUGCCAAAAAGAUUCCAAUCAAAUGGUCCAGAUGAUACAACACUUCUCGAAUAUUCGCUGAAUUUGUAGUAGGAGGUGUCUUGAGUGAAAAAGUAAAUGUAUUCAUCGAUAUAUCGGAAUGCAGGUAGGAUUUUUCGGAAGCCCCAAAAAACGAUCGCUAACUCGAGCUCUAUUCAAAAUUUUCUUAAAUCCAUCAUUGAAUUCGAUGUAAUAUGCUUGAUCAUGAAACACAAAAAUUUGACCACUAUUUGUUUGAAAAAUAACAUCGACUUUCGAAUUAGUUGGUAUGACUUUGUUUAUUUCCGAUAUAGUCAAAUCUGGGAAAGAUGUCGUAUAACAAUCGCCGCACAUACGUAGAUUUCUAGGAAUUAGGCGGACAUAAGUCGAAAUUCCAAUAAUCGACUAAUGACAAACAAUUUUUUUCCUGGAAUAGUAGAUUACCUGACGAACAAUAGCCAACCCCACCCACAUCCCUAGACUGCGCCAGCGCACUGCAUUACUAGUCGAAACUUGAUUGUCGCACUUACUGCACAUGAAAGUUCUGACGCCCUUUUCGUAAUCAUUUUCUUCGGUGAAUAUUUUAUGUGUCGUGUCAUAUUUGCUUGUUUAAUUGAUGGAUACCAAUAAUACAGGUAAGCCUUUAUUAAAUUAAUAUGAAAUUGUAUUAAAUAUAUUGUCAAUAAAUGAUUUAAUGAGCCGUCAAUAAUACCCUUUUUUAGAAAUGUUUUUUCUUUAUUUUUCAAUUUCAAUCGAAAAAAAAAACUUUACUUCCGCACCUUUCCGAGUUACAUUUUUGAUUUCAUUAUAUAGUAUAAAGACUUAUAAAGAAAACUGCUUAAAAUCAGCUGCUAGUUUUAAAAAUAAACGAGUUUGAAAUUUUUUUGACAAAAAUAGGAAAAUAUCAGAUUUUAUGUUUUUGUGUUAUUAUUUUUUUAUUGUUAUAGGUUCACCUGGCUGCUCGGGGGUGAAAAUGUUGACUCGUAAAUACCUCUUCGAUAAAAUGAACGAGCAACAUUCAUUAUCGAUAAAUGAAAAAAUUAAAGAUUUAGAAAAUUAUUUACUCGUGUGUUACGGGGACACAGAAGAACAUAAAAAUAUGAUAAAAAAGAAGUUUUCGUAUUUUAAAUGUGAUUUGAUAAAGAGGUGGUCUCGGGCGCAUAGAAUACUUGAAAACUUUUUGGCGGACAAUAAUUCUUGGUUGGAAGGAACAUUUGAGAUCCCCGUAGACACGAAUCAAAGGCCAGGACGACCUACCAAAUCUUUUACCGAAUCUAGCGAAAGAACAAAGAGAACAAAUACUGAAGGAGUCCGCGCAUCAGUCGACGAAGAAGUAAUUGUUCUCGCGGCACAAGUAAUUUUAAAAACAGAAGAAAAAAGAAAUGCGUCUACUGUUUUAAAAGACAUUACAAAUUCUUCUGCAUCUGCCAGUGAUUGUAAAAACAGACAUUCAAAGUCUAAAGAAAUAGAGCCCCUUACUCCUCUGCAAGCACUGACAAUGUUUGUUGAAGCCGAUUUGACCAGAAGACAGUACGAGAUUAUUCGAGCAACGAACAAAAGAUUCUAUCCACAUUAUGAAUUAUUAUUGAAGGCCAAAGAAGAUUGCUACCCACCCAAGGAGUCAUUACGAGUGACGUCUACCUGCGCAGAAGGAAACCUACAAUCUUUGUUGGAUCACACUGUAACCAGAUUAUCCCUCUUCUUAGAAGAAGUCUUACUCACCCUUGAUGCCGUUGAAAGGAACUCGUUACUGUUAAUCUGCAAAUGGGGUUGUGACAGCUCUCAACAAGCCCAGUUUAAAUAAAGACUCUCAAACGAAGAUGAAUCUGAUGCUAAUAUUUUUAUAAGCUCAUUUGUGCCUUUACGAAUUGUUUGUGGCAAAAUCCAACUCCAUCUUCACCUAGAUAUUGCCGUCCAAUAAGAUUUAGAUUCGUAAAAGAAUCUACGGACAUCACAAAAGAAGAAAUCAAUUAUGUAAAGAAUAGUGUAAACUCAUUAAACUUGACGAAAGUUGACCUCAAUGGAGUGAAUUUUUUUUUCAACAUAGU